Messenger RNA from Lactuca sativa (garden lettuce), 4051 nucleotides. RefSeq names its product histidine kinase 5. The record is from RefSeq and is a predicted model, not a curated record. Gene Ontology annotation, biological process: phosphorelay signal transduction system; protein autophosphorylation. Gene Ontology annotation, cellular component: plasma membrane. Gene Ontology annotation, molecular function: histidine phosphotransfer kinase activity; phosphorelay sensor kinase activity. NCBI's taxonomy places the organism in Eukaryota, Viridiplantae, Streptophyta, Magnoliopsida, Asterales, Asteraceae.
AAAGUGGCUGAUAAUAAGGGCCAAAAUAAAGGGCAGCCUCCAAGUAAGCGCGUGGAUCCGAACGCGCCCUGGAUAUGCGUCAACCUGGGAAGGUGGCGGGGAACAGCCUGGUAUGCCUUUGCCUGCCAAUUUAAAAAAUCCAACCUUUGGUAAUCUCUUCCUGUUUAUGCAAUAUUUUAUACCUCCCCUAUGUUUGGAUAUUGCGUUUUGAUUGAUGGAGUACAUCCAGGAAAAGCGAUAAAGAAAACCCCAUUAUCAAUUAACAAUUUCCCAUCCAUCUACAUGCAUGUUCUCCACAAAGAAUUAAAUUGGAACAGAGUGUAGGUGUUUUCAGUGUGUGUGUGUGUGUGUUUGUGUUUGUGUCUGUGUAAAUGAUGAAUGAACAUAAUGUGUUUGUAUAAAUGUCUGUGAGAGAUUCUCGAAUAAGCAAUAAAAAAACUUCUCGACAAUAUAAAAACCUCUCAUUCAAUUCAGUAUUGUGUGUCAUCUUAUAUACUAUAUAUAUAAAUUGUUUUCAAAUGCACAUGGCCUUUUGAGCUUCUACUCUUCUCUGCUCUUCCACAAUUGUUUUUCUUUCCCUCUCACAUGGUUUGUCUCUCCACAUUCUCUCUCUCUAUGAUUAAUUGAAUUAAGUAAACUUGUUUUUCUUUUGUUUAUUCAUUGACUGAGCACUUCUAAGAUACUUUCCAGAUCUACAGUGAAAAAAGGGGGUUACAGAGGCUGACGAGAUGACAUGAAUCGCAAGGCCAGAUGGAUUUUCCCCAAUCUCAACUUCUUUCGCUUUUCUGAUCUAAGUGGCAUCCGAUAAACAAAACUUAUUCGUGGAAAUGAUUAUCGCGUUUCAAUCAUUCCUUCUCCAGUCGGUAAAUUUUAUCGGUUUCCGCCAUUUUUGCAGAAUUUUGACAAGUAUCGAUGAUUCUUUUUCUUUCAUUUCGAAUUUGCGGAUCAUGUCAAUGGUGAGUAUCAUGCUUCUCCAAUUACAUUUUCCCCUUCUGUUGGUAAACUUCUCUCGAUCGUGAUUUCAUAAAUUUCAAUCUGCAGAAACAAUCUGUUAAUUGCGAAUAGACUUCAUUGAUACUCAAAAUCACAAUUUCCUCAAAGAAAACAGACAUCGAUACUUUUUGUAUUAUUAUUAUUAUUAUUGUUGUUGUUGUUCUAAAAUGGUGAGCGAGAUGGAGGAUGAUCAUGUUGAAGAUAUGGAGGUUGAAGUCCUCUCUUCAAUGUGGCCUGAAGACAUUGAUGAAGCUGGAAAAAAGUUCAAUGUAGAAAAACCAGGACUCCAUGAAGAUAUGUUAGAGGAUCUUGCCUUCAUUGAAGAGCCUAGUAUAGUUGACUUCAAAAGGUUAGUAGAACUCACAAGUUACAGUGAAAAAGGGUCCUCACAGUUAGCUUACCUUGUAAAAAACUGGGAAUAUAAACAAGAAAAUGCUGUGAGACUUUUGAGGGAAGAGCUUGAAAACUUGAGCAAACAACAACAUGAAGUCCAGCUUAAAAAAUUAGAAAUCUUUGAACAACAUCGUUUUGAGGAAAGUUAUGAAGGUGAUAAACGUCCGGUAUCUGUGCUGGAUGGAGUUUAUGAAAUAUUUCAAGAUGUACCCAAGAAAAGAAAUGAUGUUAUUGUUGAAGAUAAACGGGUAGAAAUAGAUGCUGAAUAUGAUACAGUUAUAUAUUGGAAGCAAAAGGCAUUGCAUUUGGGAAAAUUGUUGGAAGAAAGUGUUCAGAGAGAGCAUAUACUUUUGGAAAAGUUGGAGGAAAGCAUUGAAAACCUUGAAAAACAAUCAUCCCCUGUUGAAGAACUGUCCCAGAUCUUGAAAAGAGCUGAUAAUUUUUUACAUUUUGUUCUUCAAAAUGCACCCGUUGUUAUUGGCCAUCAGGACAACGAGUUGCGAUAUCGCUUCAUUUAUAAUCAUUUUCCAAGUUUACGAGAAGAGGAUAUAAUCGGGAAAACAGAUGUAGAAAUAUUCAAAGGUGGCGGUGUAAAGGAAUCCCAAGACUUCAAAAGAGAAGUUCUUGAAAAAGGAUUACCAGGAAAAAGAGAAAUAACUUUUGAGACCGAAUUAUUUGGUGCCAAAACAUUUUUAAUAUAUGUUGAACCUGUUUUCAGCAAAGAUGGAGAGAAAAUUGGUGUAAAUUACAUGGGCAUGGAAAUCACUGAUCAGGUAAAAAAGAGAGAAAAGAUGGCAAAACUUCGGGAGGAAAUAGCCGUGCAGAAGGCUAAAGAGACAGAACUUAAUAAAACUAUUCAUAUUACAGAGGAAACAAUGAGAGCAAAACAAAUGUUGGCAACCAUGUCGCAUGAGAUAAGAUCUCCAUUAUCCGGGGUCGUUAGCAUGGCAGAGAUUUUAUCAACUACAAAACUCGAUAAGGAUCAGAAACAACUCUUGGGUGUUAUGUUAUCUUCUGGUGAUUUAGUUCUUCAACUUAUAAAUGACAUUCUUGACCUUUCCAAAGUCGAGUCAGGAGUUAUGAAGCUGGAGGCUACAAAAUUCAGGCCUAGAGAAGUAAUCAAGCAUGUUCUUCAAACUGCAGCUGCAUCGUUGAAAAAGAUGUUGAUUUUGGAAGGACACGUAGCAGAUGAUGUCCCAUUGGAGAUUAUUGGUGAUGUUCUACGGAUUCGACAGAUUCUCACCAACUUGAUCAGCAAUGCUAUCAAGUUCACUCACCAAGGGAAGGUUGAGAUAAAUCUAUACGUAAUAGCAGAUCCAUAUCCUGAAGGCCAACAAGAACCGAAGAAUAUAAACACAGAUGACUCAUCGAUUCCAACAAAAAGCGAUCUCCUGUUAAACGGACAUGAGGAGAAUGAACCUCAAUCGCAUGAAACAGUAGUCUGGAUACGCUGUGAUAUUAAAGAUACAGGAAUAGGAAUACCAGAAACUGCAUUGCCCAAUUUAUUCAAAAAAUACAUGCAAGCUGGAGCAGAUACGGCUAGGAAAUACGGUGGGACUGGAUUAGGUUUAGCUAUCUGCAAACAAUUGGUUGAGCUGAUGGGAGGGCAUCUGACUGUAUCGAGUAAAGAACAUUGUGGAUCUACAUUUACUUUCAUUUUACCUCAUAAACUUUCACAUCCAUGUGAUGGUUCAGAUGAUACUGAUGAGUUCGGCGACAUGGCCGAUAACGACGAGUCUGAAGAUGAAGACAUCACUUGUGGCUUUUUCCAAUUCAAGCCACACACGUUAGGCUCCGUGUUCUCUUCUAAAGACAGAAUCAGUGUGCUUCCGGAGAAUUUGUAUUCCAUUCCUUCGAGUAAAGUUGCUCUCAAAGAGAUUAAUUCCAUGGAUGACGAUUCCUCUUGUUUUGAUACCUCAUCGGAACCUGAAAGUUGUUCGAAAUGUAACUCAGAGAAUGAAAAUACGGCCUCCAUAGUCGUUGCUUCAUGUUCGCCUUCUUCAAAAACAGAUUUAUGUGACACAUGGGAGGCAAGAAAGGAUUCAAAUAGAAGCUCAGAGUGUAGUAGUAGUGUUGGUAACCAGGAAGACGUUGGCAAUGGCAGGUCAACAAGAAAACCUAAAAUUCUUCUUGUGGAAGAUCAUAUGGUGAAUGUGAUGGUGGCAAGGAGGAUGAUGAGACAGUUGAAUCAAGACAUGGAUGUUGUGAAUAAUGGAGCUGAAGCUGUUCGUGCUGUUCAGAAUUGCCCUUAUGAUCUCAUUCUUAUGGAUGUAUGCAUGCCUGUAAUGGAUGGGCUUGAAGCUACGAGACUGAUUCGUUCAUAUGAAAAAACCGGGAAUUGGGAUGAAGCAAGGAAGGCUGGAGUGGAACCAGAACCACAUGAUCAUGAUCAUGAUUCUCCUUUUCACAACCAAAUAUCCAGAAAGAGAAUUCCCAUCGUUGCAAUGACAGCAAACGCAAUGUCGGAAAGUGGAGAAGAGUGUUUUGAGAAUGGUAUGGAUUCAUUCAUUACAAAGCCUGUUACACUUCAGAACUUAAAACAAUGUCUUGAACAGUAUGUGGAGUGAUAAAAAAUCAGCGUUGUAAAUAGAUGAUAAAUGUGUAUGUGUAUAGAAAUGUGAAUGUGAGUUAGGAAAGUUUUGUAAUCAAUGUUUGGUCUUUUUCU